UCUCAGUCAGUUGCCGUUCUGAAGCUCGAGCAGCUCGAGGAGGCUGAGAAGCGCAUGUUAGGAAGCUUGUGAUCUGAGUUUAACGUUCAUUCAAAGUGCUCAGAAGUCUCAUUUGCACUCUUCUCGCUUGUCAUCAGUCUUCCAGGCAUGGACGUCAAGAAUGCAUAGUUGCGGCACAGUGCUGAGAACGUGCAUUUGCUAAACGUCCUACCUGCGUGUGUCACCUCGUCCCUAGUCUCUCUGGCUGGGUUUUGUCUCAACUUUUUGCUUUCAUUUACCUGUAACAAAGCACCCACCAUGUCAUAACCAUUUGAGGCCGAGCCUGCUCCCACGGUACCUGCUACCCCAGCAGAAUCUGAACCAACAUCAUCCAUCUCCACAACUGACACCACAACCGCUGCACCUGUGACUAAGACUUCAUUCUGGAAGGAUAGAAAAAAAGUCCCAGAGAAGACCGAUGACUUCCUGCUGGCCAGGUUUCAAGGUGAUGGAGUGAGGUAUAAAGCCAAGCUUAUUGGUGUGGAUGAUGUCGCAGAAGCAAGAGGAGAUCAAAUGUGUCAGGAUUCCAUGAUGAAGCUAAAGGGCAUGGCAAUAGCUGCUCGUUCUCAAGGCAAACACAAGCAAAGAAUCUGGGUGAACAUCUCUCUAACAGGAAUCAAAAUUGUGGAUGAUAAAACUGGGGUGAUUGAGCAUGAACAUGUUGUGAAUAAGAUCUCGUUCAUAGCUCGUGAUGUCACUGAUAACCGGGCCUUUGGAUACGUGUGUGGAGCAGAGGGCCAGCAUCAGUUCUUUGCUAUCAAGACAGCUCAACAGGCUGAACCUCUGGUCACUGAUUUGAAGGAUUUGUUUCAGCUGAUCUUUAACAUGCGGAAGAAAGAGCAAGAGGCUGCACAGAAGGGUGAAGCCAAUAACCCAGUGAUUGAGAAUGGUGGUGAUGCUUUACUCACUUUGGAUGGCAAAGACAAUGCUGUAAAGACUGUGGAACAGAUGAACCUGUUUGGAGAUAUGUCCACCCCACCUGACAUUCACUCUCCUACGCCUGACGGUGUCCAGCUGCUUAGCUUUUCUGUUGCCAUUGAUGACAAUCAUUUCAUCUCAUACCCAUCUACCCUCUGCAAUACACCGGCAGACGGACUCCUCACACCAACAUCUGAUUUUUUCCCUACUCCCAAUCAAGCUCCCUUCUGUGAUGAUCCAUUUACUGUCUUCAGUGAUCAGUCAAAUUCUUUGUUUUUCUCUGAUAAAGAUUCUGGUCUUUCUAGUUUCAUUUUGAAUGGACCAGAAUCCAUUUUGGCUAAAGACUGCACUUCAGACAUUAAGCGCCUUAAUGGAUUAUGUGAUGCCCAGUUGAAACGUAAUACACUAAAUGCGCAAGAACACAAAAGCAAACCCAACUUUAACCUGAAUCCUUUUUGCAUUACCUCAUUAAACAACCCAACCAUUUUAAAUGGGUUAUACAAAUCCGGUCCCUCAGUCCUUUACAGUCCCCUUUUGUGUAAUGGAGCAAGCGAAUCCAUCCCGUUGUUUAAAACCUCGCCCAUCAGUAAAGCUGCUCAAAAUGGAGGGUUGAUGGUCCUUUGCCCUCCCCCUCAAAGCUUGAAGUGUGGAAGCAUUCGGAGGAGGCGAGAGAAGUCACCUGGAAAUGACCUGUUUGGAGCUGAGCUCUUUGCUCCGCCUACCCAAAAUGAGUCUCUGCCCUCAAACCAAAACUCACCUAUUCCAGCUGACCUAUUCAACACCACAUCGAUCUCCACCAUCACUGGUCUUGGUUCGUUGUCUCUUGGCCCUGCUUCUGUCACCCAGACUCAUGGAACAACCUCGUCUCCAUGGGGUCAGACACCCGUGAUGUUUCCUCCUCAGGGUGGUGUUCCUCAUAUAACCGUUCCAGGGGCACAACCUUACUCCCAGCCGCCUGCCUUUGGGGGCCUGCCUGCACAAGCUUGGGGGCAACAAGCAGCUUCACCUUUUGGUGCACCAUCUGCCACACAAGCUUGGGGUCAACCAGGAACCACAGCACCAGCUGGAACCUGGCCUAACUCUGGGCCUAUGGCCAACCCAUUCCCAUCAAACCAGUUUCCUCCCAUGAUGCCUCAUACUGUGAUGAUGAGCGGCCAGCAGGGUUCACUUAUUCCCCCUCGUCCUCCACCCCGUCCUCCUGUGAAAGAAGAAUCGGCACCAGUUAAACGUGCCUUCAUGGCUUUAGACCCUCUUGGAGAGAAGGAAAAGAAGACUGGGAAAGACAUGUUCAAAGAUUUCCAGAUGGUCAAGCCCCAGAAAAUUGAACAAGGAAAUGGAGCAAGCACCACCAAUGGUUCCUUUGACCAGUACUUUUCCAGUAAGGUUGGCUUGGCUCAGGAGGUGGCAGACCAUGAUGACUUUGACAUUAACCAAAUCCCAGUUAGCUCAAAUGGGCCCUUCAAACCGGUUCCUCUGCAGUCCUUUCCUUCUGUUGCAGUAGUUCCAGGUCUAACACCAGCUCCAGCAGCAGGUCUUUUGGAUGCUGCCUUCACUCCUAAUCUGGCCCCUGCACGCACAAACCCAACUCCUGCAGCAGGCUCAAACAUUUUUGAUGACACUUUUGGAACCGACCCAUUUGGUGCACCACCCCUGAAGACAAGCACUCCCGCCACUCAGGCUGGUGCCCCUGCAAUUGUUUUUGGAGACCCUUUUGGGGAAAAUCCUUUCGCCUGAGAAACUUCGGCGCCUAUGUUUCCAGUACACUCCCAUUUAUCUGAUGCCACUGAGGACCACACAAGCACUAUGGAGUUGUUUCCAGCAUUCCACUUCAUAGAAAACAAUGUGCACUUUAACCUUUUGCCUGUAUUCUGUGCUUUACGAUUCUCAUUCCCACUGUAUAUCUGCUGAAACAUCUCUUUCUGUGCUUUUAUAACUGAUCGCAGAUCAGCCCUUCUCUUCCAUUCGAUACAAAUCAUCCUUUUAAACCAAAGUCAUUCAUCAGCAUGCACAGUGAGGUGAAAGGUUCUGUUGAAGUGUCUCAAAGGAAGGAAAACGAAAGAAUGUUGUAUGAUUUUUGUAUACGAAUAUCCUAAGCAUUUAUGAUGAAGUCAAAUGUUUUGCCAUAAUGAUUUGUCAUUAAAAAAACUGACUGAU
Messenger RNA from Triplophysa rosa, 3111 nucleotides. It is a transcript of the gene dab2, whose product is annotated as DAB adaptor protein 2. The coding region runs from base 553 to 2691 and encodes 712 amino acids. Gene Ontology annotation, cellular component: plasma membrane. Gene Ontology annotation, biological process: positive regulation of endocytosis; negative regulation of canonical Wnt signaling pathway; receptor-mediated endocytosis. The transcript is spliced from 15 exons. NCBI's taxonomy places the organism in Eukaryota, Metazoa, Chordata, Actinopteri, Cypriniformes, Nemacheilidae. The record is from RefSeq and is a predicted model, not a curated record.